AUGGCACGUCCCACUCCUGCAGACGAUGACGAGCUCAUCACGGUCGUCAUCGAAUUAACGAACGGGCGGUACCGUAUCCUGAAGUCUACACUCACCAGAGAGAGCGGUUUCUUCGAGACACUAUUCAAAAACGACUGGCAAGAGACAACCUCCGGAGUCGUUGAGCUUACUGGUGAUGACGAUCUAGCAUUGGCUCUUGUCCUCCAGCAGCUGCGCAAUGCCGAGACCACGGCACAAUUCGCUCAGUCCAUCAACGACGUUCUCACUGACUCUGUGACAGUGGGGAACCAUAUGAACGAUUUCUACCUAGCCAUGGAAAUGUACAUGGUUGCGGACAAGUAUGAUAUGCCGGCACUGCGGAUAGUGCUAGCCCAAACUACCUUGCCCCGACUCCUGAAGAAGUUGUACUACACCCCAGGUCUUGACACGGGUGGCCAGUCAGACUUUACACGCUAUCUCUACGAGCACUACUGUGAUCGGCUGGGUGAGUAUCCUGAGGAACUGUUCGACGUAUACUGCCACAGCGUCGCACACCUCAGGAAUGAAGGUCACGAUGUUAGUCAGUUCAUCGAAUGUAUCGGCCAGAACCCAAAAUUCCUCAAACGACUCGCAACUUGCAACGGUGGCGAUGUGAGCGUCCCCAACGGGGAAGAUCACAUCGAGCAUGGAGACAACAAGACGAAGGACGAGGACGGAGCCAAUACGAAGAACAACGAUCAAGACAGCGGCAAUGUGAAAGAUGACAAGGGUGGAGCUUAUGAAGACACAGCAUACGACGAUGGCUGA
This is a messenger RNA of Cyphellophora attinorum, 786 nucleotides long. RefSeq lists its product as uncharacterized. Lineage: Eukaryota; Fungi; Ascomycota; Eurotiomycetes; Chaetothyriales; Cyphellophoraceae. The transcript is spliced from 2 exons. Gene Ontology annotation, molecular function: protein binding. The record is from RefSeq and is a predicted model, not a curated record. Bases 1 to 786 code for a protein of 261 amino acids.